This is a messenger RNA of Botrytis cinerea B05.10, 4021 nucleotides long. RefSeq lists its product as hypothetical. NCBI's taxonomy places the organism in Eukaryota, Fungi, Ascomycota, Leotiomycetes, Helotiales, Sclerotiniaceae. The transcript has 6 exons. The coding region runs from base 1022 to 2935 and encodes 637 amino acids. The record is from RefSeq and is a predicted model, not a curated record.
GCAGCAGCCUUUUUACCGUACCGUACAUUGCCUACGGGACUUUACUCGAACCUUCUGUCCUUAUCUUAAAACACCCCUUUCGUUCUUGCCAUUUUCUCUUCCCUCUCUCCCCUUCAUCGAGAGACUAGAUCUAUCAUCUAGUUGCUCAUUUUACACACAGUUGUGGAUCGAUCAUAUAUCUAUUCCUGACGCUUUUUUCAAUCGAUUGUAUCUCCACUGAUCUAAGAAUCUAUUCUGGUCUCACUUGCCACCUCGGUCCAGAAUCCCCGCGCGUCUAAUGGUUCCAAGGGUUCGAAGAUCAAACGGCGGUUUAAGGCCCAAAAAGGUCCCUGAAAAUCGAAAAAUUAAUCAACUGAAACAAUCACCACUGCGGGUUUCCGAACAAUAUUAGAGUGUCUCAAAUCCUCUCUGUGGACGUACGAUUCCUUGAUAUAGCAGCGAUUGAAUUGUCAAUUGGAUAGUGUAGACAGACACACACUCAGCGCUCCUCCAAAACUCGAUUCCUAACAGUUCACCCUCUCCUAUCUCACGUCAACUCACAAGCGUUUCGGCGCCCAAUUCCGAGAUUCGGUCCGUACGGUCUCGUAUCGGGACAGAGUAUACUCGGUCGGGACGGUGGUAAGAUAGUCACUCUUGGGUCUCAUGCUUGGGUACUUGACGCCUCAAUCGAUAAUUUGCGACUAUAAACUCAGCUUCCCCACCUAUCUGGCUGGUAUCUGGUUUUGUGUUACCUUCGAAAUUGAAUCCCGAUACAACGCCACUUUUUUUCCCUUCUGUGAAUUUUCGCUUUGAGUUGCCAUGAGUUUAUGAUAUUAAUACGAAGAUAACCCUGGCUUCGAUUAGAUUGUCAAGCAGUCAUUAAAGCAGUCUUCCGUCCUCCUAAUUCCUGAUACGUCUUAUACCUCACGGACUUGUCAAGUCUAUCAUCAAUACGAUAGCUCGAUUUGUAACCUCACCGCCUCGAGCCAAAGAUUCGGAGCCCUUACUUACUCUAUCUAUCAUCUGAAUACCUUUCUUGAAUAUGGUUCAACAUGAGAAUCCCAUGCAAUCUAGGGAUUGUUAUGGCCGUGAAUCAUGGCUCAACACCGCGGAGAGACCAUUCGAUUGCAGCCAACCUUCCUUGACCGAACCUCGACUCACACCAAUUACACCACACCGCCCUCACCCACACGAACUAGCUCUUACUGUGGAGGAAGCAUUGAGAUCCUGCGCUCGAAUUCCAGUAAAAGAGUUUGCCGUCAUCGCCAUUCUUGACGAUGGAAGGGAAGUAAAUUACACUUCUCAAACUCUAAAGAAUUUUCAACCGAGAAUAUUCUCGCCACACUUGAAGAAUGAUUUUCACAAAUCUGUACAAAGAGCUGCCCUGGAUGCCUCAUUCUCAAAUUCAACAUCCUACAACCCAGAGAGCGGGUACAGUGACUUUAGCAUGGAUAGCGCACCAGGUAUGAGGAGACUUGCAGGAAACGAUUCGGGCUCUGGAAAGAGGCGUAGACACCGUCAGCUUCGACAAAGUUCAGAGGAUUCUGACGAUGAUGAUUCGACAGGUUCGAAAAAGACUAAGAGAUAUCAUCAUCAAUAUGAUGACUCAAGUGAAGACACACCAAGUCCCAUCGUAGAGAGAAAGACAAUGUUACUGAGAAUAGGUGAUGAGGAAGAGGUUACGAAAUUCUACAGUUGUCGAUUCAAGGAUAUGCAGCAAGCCUCUUGUAAGGUUAUGGGAAAAGCGUUUGUAAAGCUCGUUGAGCCUAGGAAGCAGACACAUUACCCAUACACUAAGGGUGCUGAUAAAGCUCCACCGUGGUGGCCAGCUACAAGUGGCGAUCUCUCAGUCCGACACAGAGAACCAGAUCACCUUUUGAAACCUGAGCGAAUACGUUUGUUAGUGCAUAUUUUGAGAAUGAUUAUCGAGCCAUAUCAUAAGCAAUGUUCCGCUGUUCAAAAGUUAAACCUCAACGUCAAGAAACUGGAAGAAGUUACGAUGGAAGCCAUGUCGAAUUGGUUUACCGAGAAAGAUCAUCCUGAGAAUUCUGCCAAGAAACCUUUCUUGAAGGAAAUAUUCAAGGUUGCUCGAAUGGAGGAGCAGUAUAAAAAUGGCGAGCGAGACCCUGAUACCUAUAUUUCGGUGAUGUAUGGUGACAGAAACGGUGCGGAAAUUUCAGACGACGAACCGGAUGAGGGAAUGAAGCUUGAAGAUGAUGAUUUGCAAUCUCAAGAAAUAGAAGCCUCGUCAAUGAUAAUGACUCCAAAUAGCUCGGUCUCACCGUCAAUCAUCCACGUUCAACAAGCACAACAAGGACCGCCAUCUAACCACCAGAGAGAACAUGAUAAUGUGUAUGCACCAGCUCGACACGUCUCGGUUCGAUACAACCCACAGCACGAAGAUCACAUGCAGAAUUCCUCUUACAUUAAUAACGCUACUGGAUAUGUACCGCGUGUUAGUUUCAAUGAUCCUAGUAGCUCAAGCCUACAAGACCAACCUCAACGUUCCAUGUCCACUUCCAUGUCCACUUCAAUGUCUCCAGCUCAAUACCAGAAUUCCCAACAGGCAAGUGUGAGCUGGACCCCAUCUUUCUUCAGCAAUCCAUCUCCGGCCUCGAGCUUUUACACAACAUCACCACAGUCCCAAUCUUUUACGUCAAAUUCCCCGCAACCUUUCUCCUCUAAUACGUAUCAACUUCCCCCGCCCAAUUCUCAAUCCGUGUUGCCGUCGCAUUCUAUUGGCCACAGCGUUCAAAGUAGCUACGAUGGACUUCCUCAUAGAUCUCAAUAUGACACAACUCCUCAAUUGGGAAGUCAGCUCCGAACAGGAAGUCUCGGUCACCCACAUCAACUCCCCACCCACCAACAUCAUGGAGGAUUCGAUUUCCUCGACAGCAACAAUUAUGCCCACCAUGACUCAGAUCUUAAGCAAGAUCCUAAUAUUCAUCAGGGUUAAGGAGAGACUCUUUAGGUUUAUCCAAAAGCAAUUGGGAGGGAGUGUUGGCGCUUCGAUUAUUUUUAUCCUCCUCGUGGGACAGUGGCAUAUACUUAUUUGAGCAAGCGAGCGAAUAUCACAUCAUAGCAUGAAUGACUGGCAUAUUUUUAUAUGCAUAAAACCAACGGAGACUAAGAUAAGAUGAGAUAGUGGUGGUGCAAGCGUUCGAUUUGGGUGUUCUAUUUGUUUUUUCUUGGAAUUAGUUCGUUUACGUUUUGUGCUCUAUGCUAAUUUUCCUUUCCCUAUUCUUUCACUUUCCCGACUUACGUUUGUGUCCUAUUGAUAUCAUCGAAUGGGUGGAGGUGGAAUUGAAAUUGGUUGGCAGAGUUUUGCGGUGGAAAAGUUUGGGCUCGACCUUGGAUGGAACCUUUGGACUUUGAACUUGGGCUCACUCGGGUUUGGAAAUUUAAUACGUGGACGAAUUCCAUUUUCCCCCUGCACUUUAUGGUAUUUUUAAUGGAGGUUGAUGGAUUGAAUCAUUGGUACGGGAUAUUAUCUUAUGGAUUGGAUUGGUGUUUUGACGGUAAUGAUAUAAGAUGGAUGGUUGGAUACAUGAAUGAAGGGAAUUUGUACAUGGAAUCAUGGAUGCAGUUUCUCGUCUCACAAAGGUUACUUGAAGCAUGGAACUCAAAGACGGCAUCUUUCAUAUCCCGUCCGGCUAAAUUAUGUUUACGAGAGUGGAAUAUUUUUAUUUACAUAUUUACUCAUUAAUUCGUUGCCUUUCCUUAUAUUGCACAUAUGGCAUUGGAAGGUAAGAAGCAUGAAAAUGCGGAGAACGACAUCAGGCAGAUUGGAGAGGAGCAAAACAAAACAGGAAGAAGAAAUGAGACGAGAAUGUAUACAGUCAGUAGUCGGGUCUAGAUGCAAGAAGACCUGGAAUAAUCAAUGAAUAUUGUUACCUACUUCUUUUGUUUGAGUGGGUGGCUAGACGGGUAUGAUUUGCAUGUGCAUGUACUUGAUACCUACCCAUCUACCUGCCUAUCCAUAUGGAUAAUAUAAAGACUCACAGUACCUGAUUCCGUUUGUAGAAUCACACAUGCAUGAUCA